UCACGCGCUGUGAGGUCGGUGCGGCGUGUAGGAGACAGAUUGAGUGGUCGAUCCUUUGUUCCGCCAAUAAAUUUAUCAUUUACGCAUUGUAUUGUGUGCACGUUUCUCUGAUCGGUGAUGCGAAGAAAUUUGACGCAAUUCGCGGGAUGCUAAUGCUUUUGGUGUCAAGUUCGAUUCGCUGCAGUGCUCGCAAGGUGUUUGACGCAAUGCGUCCUCCGAUCUGCAGGGGACAACGGGGUGUUGCACGACGCGGCGCCUGAGUUCAGCGCGCGCCCACGGGGCAUAGGCGAGAACCAUGUCGGUACCAGAGCCCGCAGAGCGUGACCGGCUGAGCGAGCUGCCCGAUGACCUCCUGCACCUCAUCCUGCGCUUCCUGGACACGCGCCAAGUCGUCACCGAACUCAGCUUCCUGUCACGACGGUGGCGGUACCUGUGGGCGACCUUGCCCUUCAUCACACUGCGGUCUGGCUACAACGUCUCUGAGAAGUUCGGGAACUUGCUGUUGCUGCUUCGUGAUGGGAGCGUACCACUGCGCACGUUCUGCCUUCACAGCUGCCACUUGAAUAACUUUGAGUACGAGGAUAGGUGGCUCCGCCAUGCCCUGACCCGUGGACUCUCUGUGCUGGAAUUAAAUCUCAGCUGCAUUUACUGCUUCCAUCUUCCUGAGUGUGUCUUCAGCUGCGCAACCCUUGAGGAGUUCAACCUGUUAGCCACCACAGCUAUGGAGAGUAUUGCGCCCAGGUCGGUCUGUCUCCCGUGCCUGAAGAAGCUGCACCUGCACUUUGUGCAUUUUGAUGAUCCAUCCGUGGCAGAGAAAAUCAACUCUGGCUGUCCAGCACUUGAAGACUUGAGUUUAUCCGAGUGCUCACUUGGUUCAUUCAAGAUAUCAUCUGACACUCUCAAGAUUCUAUCCAUUACUAACUGCAAUUCCGAGGAGCUUCAUGUUUCUGCUCCUAACCUUUGUUCCCUGAGGUUAACUGUUUCCGGGAAAGUUCAUCUUGAUGGAAUGCCAUUUCUGGUGAGUGCAUGGGUGUACCUUUGUGAUGGAGGAGUUCAGUACCUUGCUCAGAGUGGAUAUGAUCUCGCUGCAGCACUUUGCAAUGCCCAGCAUCUUGAGCUAUUCAGAUUUAAUUUGUUUCUCCAGGAUAUAACGGGAAGUCCAGCUCUCGAAGGCCUAUCAUUUUGCAAAUUGGAGAGCCUGUUUAUUGGAGAAUGGUGGGUCGCUGACUUUUAUGGUCCAUUAGCUUAUUUUCUCCAGUGCGCUCCUAAUUUGGUUGCUCUUACUCUGGACCAGUGGAAGUUGUAUCAAAUACAUAAUGGGAAGACCAAUCUGGAGGCCCUGGAAAAGGAGCCAAAAGUUGAGCUGAAACUGGUGUCUGCUCUGACCAGAGACCUUGAGACGCUUCUGAUCAGACUCUCGAAGGGUGAUGACAUUGGAGAAUUCCGCAAAGUGAGGCGCUUGUUGAAGGAGAAGACAAAGCCUAAGGAGACAGAUAGUGUGGUUUUAGACCCUUUUUUUUAGCAGGCAGCUUCUUUGCAUUACUAAGUGCUACUGUUCAUCGAUCUCCCAAAUCAGGGUCUGCAUCAGUUACCUGUGCCGCCAUUUGUAACCGCAAUAGUGCCUUGCUUCGGGAAGUCUGUACUUGGUUAUUAGCAUUGUGCUAAAUUAUCAGGACAUUAUUAAGUGCUUUAGGACAUCGAUCAACGUGUUGAUCACUAUCAAUUUUAGAUUAUGGGCUCUUGAUGUACUUUAAUCUCUUGAGUAUUUGACUCGACUCUGUUUCGACCUGA
This is a messenger RNA of Panicum virgatum (switchgrass), 1791 nucleotides long. Its product is annotated as F-box/LRR-repeat protein At4g14103-like. Lineage: Eukaryota; Viridiplantae; Streptophyta; Magnoliopsida; Poales; Poaceae. The coding region runs from base 296 to 1522 and encodes 408 amino acids. The record is from RefSeq and is a predicted model, not a curated record. Gene Ontology annotation, molecular function: protein binding. The transcript has 3 exons.